Molecule: messenger RNA, 798 nt
Organism: Pediculus humanus corporis (human body louse)
Lineage: Eukaryota; Metazoa; Arthropoda; Insecta; Psocodea; Pediculidae
Exons: 2
Coding region: 1-798 (265 amino acids)
Biological process (GO): protein sumoylation; double-strand break repair via homologous recombination
Cellular component (GO): nucleus; Smc5-Smc6 complex
Molecular function (GO): zinc ion binding; SUMO ligase activity
Source: RefSeq, a predicted model, not a curated record
AUGCAAAGUUUUAAAGAUACAAGUAAUUUAAAUUUUGAAUUACAGUUUGACAGUUCAAAAAAGUCAGAAUUACUGGAUGAAUUACCAGAAUUAAUUUUAAAUUUUGAAAAAUCUGCUGAAAGUAAUAAAGCUAUAGAUGAGCAUUUUGACUCCUUAAGUAAAAAGUUAGAUAAUUCAUCUGAAUACUUAGACUGUGACACAGUUAUAGAUUCUCUACUACCUGAUAAUUUGAUGAAUAUGGAAGAGGAAGAUGAACAUCUUCUUGAAUCUUUAAAUAGAGAUGCUCAAGAUGAGGACUCUGAGGAUGAUAAUACUGAUUUAUUUUUCGAUGAGGUAGGAAAUAAAAGUUUACAUGAUAAAUCAAGUAAAAAUAUCUCACAUGUGAAGAAAAACUCGAAUAAUACUAUAAAGUUUGACAAAUCUCAGUGUGUUAGUAAGUUAGAAAAAUUGAAAAAUGACUUAAUUUUACAAGAAUUUAAAAAUGAAAUAAACAAAAUUAAUGAUCAAGUUAAUAAUGUGAAAACUUCGGAAAGAUAUGAAAAUUUAAUGAAAUUAAUAUCGGAAAACAAUUUAAAAAAUGAUGAUGAAGAAAUCAUCACGGUGGCACAAAAUAUCAAUAAUAUUGAUCCUAUAACAAAAUUACCUAUUGUGAAAGGGGUAAAAAAUAAAAUUUGCGGUCAUAUUUAUGAAAAAAGUAGCAUCACUCAAUUAAUUGCAAGAAAUCCAAAAACGAAAUGUCCAAUCGCAGGGUGUGUUGCAGCCGAUUAUGUGCACUUAGAUGACUUGAUUUCAAUUUAG